AUGUCGGUUCUACUUGCCGUUGUGAUUUUAAUUGCUGGAUUACUGUAUCUCUACCUUCAGCAGAAAAAGCCAACAAAGACAACAGCAGUGACUGCCACACCGUCGGAGCCAACCGCUCUGCCAUCCGACCAACCUUCCCCGAAAGCGGCAAAAACCGCUGUUCCUCCGGAAGAAGCUGCUCCAUCACCGAGAACACCUGCUUCAGAAGCGACAACGGCUGUGACUGCCGCACCGUCAGAGAAAACCGCUUUGACAUCCGAACAACCUUCCUCACCGGCGGCGAAAACCGUUGCUCCUCCGCAAGAAGCUGCUCCAUCACCGAAAAUCCCUACGUCAGAAGCAGAGAAAAUUGCUGCACCUCCAUCCGUUGCAUCAACAGAAAAAUUAUCUGCCCAAAGUGUACCGAAAGGGAAUAUCGGUCCAGCUUCGCAGGCAAAACCAUCCAAUGAUGAGCCGACUGAUGACGUGACAACAGCUAGAGAAAUUGAAGAUCCGGUGAGGAUUUCUACGUAG
Molecule: messenger RNA, 513 nt
Organism: Angiostrongylus costaricensis
Lineage: Eukaryota; Metazoa; Nematoda; Chromadorea; Rhabditida; Metastrongylidae
Source: the annotation of a GenBank genome assembly